AUGGAUCCUAGUGAAUGUUGUUACUAUACUUGUGACGAGUGUGGAGUCACUCUCGAUGUUGAUUGUGUGCUUGGAGAGUUUUCUUAUCUCAAGGUAGGACACAUAAGCCCUGCUCUUGAUGUAGUUGCCAACAAUGGUCUUACUCGGCCUUUAUGCAGCGGAUGUAAAUCACCAGAUUCCCGUCAGGUGGAUUGGAUCCGGUUCAAGCCAAGUUCCUCUUCCAAGGUCCCUGUGGAGAGACUAGUUGCUGAUAUGGAUGAUAUGGCUGGGAUGGAAACUAGUGAAACAGAGGACAAGAAGACGACUUAA
Messenger RNA from Microthlaspi erraticum, 309 nucleotides. The record is from the annotation of a GenBank genome assembly. Lineage: Eukaryota; Viridiplantae; Streptophyta; Magnoliopsida; Brassicales; Brassicaceae.